Messenger RNA from Paramuricea clavata, 11059 nucleotides. The record is from the annotation of a GenBank genome assembly. Lineage: Eukaryota; Metazoa; Cnidaria; Anthozoa; Malacalcyonacea; Plexauridae.
CUUGUUUUUUGGUGUGUUAAGUUAAAGAAUAUCCAACAAUGUCUAUUGCAUCAUUGACAGCGAGGCAUGUGUUUGGUAUUAAAGGCGAUGUUGCCGACAACAUUUGCUACUUGGAUGAGCAAACAAUCGUGUUUCCCACUGGAUCAAACUGUAUCUUGUACAACAUCGAUCAAAAAUCACAACGAUUUAUUCCUGGUACAGACAAAAGUCCUGGUAUCACAGCCAUGGCAGUGAGCCCUAACAGACGUUAUGUAGCUAUCGCAGAAAGAAGCGAAAAAGCAAUCAUCACAAUUUAUGAUCUGCAUACGUUAAGAAAAAGAAAAGUGCUCACAUACCCUGAUGGCGCGGCUACGGAAUAUGUAAGCUUAGCUUUUUCUCCUGAUUCCAAGUAUUUGAUAUCCCAGGGCGGGAAACCUGACUGGAUUUUGUUGUAUUGGACAUGGGAAAAGGCAAAAGUGAUGGCCUCUGCAAAGGCAACAAAUCAAACCAAUUCACCAGUGCAUCAGGUACGUAUUUAUUGCCAUCUAUAGUAUCUGGUAUUACUCUGAUACUUGUAUCAUUAAGGGGCUGUUUACAUGAGCCCAGUUUGCAGGGCUGGCUCGCUUAAACGGGGCGCCCGGCUUCAUGGUAAUUUCCAACACAAAGCAAUUUUACUUGAGGGCUCGUUCAGACUGAGUGCCCGGCACUGGUGCCCAAUGUUCAAAAUGGUUCACAAAACAUGUUGAGCACAGUGCCGUUGUUGAGUACUACCUCUAGAGGUAGUGCCCGUUCUUGGGCACUGUGCCCAAUUUCAUUUGAAAGCGUCGUGUUCAAACUGGGAGCCAAAACAAGUGCCGGGCACCCAGUCUGGACGCAGCCUAAGGAUGACAAACCGGGCCAGCCCGUUUAGCUGGGAUCCCACUUGACUCAAACGGGGCGCCCGGUCAGCCGGGAUGAAAUUUCUCCAUGUAAAGUAUCCAGCCCGGGCAACCGGGCUAGAACAAAAACUUCAUUGAAAACAAAAAUAAAAGACAGAAACUGAUAUUUUUCUUGACAAAGUUUUAUUUCUUCAAUUAAUCUUGCUGACAAAGUAGUUUUAAUCGAUUAAAUUUGCCAAUAAAGCACAAAUUCGACUUCCGUGACAGACGUUACACUGUUAACUCGUAAACAAGUUUUUCCCGCCAAUUUUCAUCAGCCCGGCAAACGUCUCAUCCCGGCUAGCCGGGCUCAUGUAAACAGCCCCUAAUUGUGUUUUGCCCACAAUUAUAUUGUUCUUUGAUCAUUAAUUUAACUGACCCAACCGUAACCAUAACCCUAAAGUAUAUAUUGUGGCCACCAGUCAGUGGGGAAAGUUUGUAUGCUUUCAGCUUUCUAUAUAUUUACUAUUGAUGCUUUCUAUAUAUUUACUAUUGAUGCUUUCUAUAUAUUUACUAUUGAUGCUUUCUAUAUAUUUACUAUUGAUGCUUUCUAUAUAUUUACUAUUAAAUUUUCGAAAUCUUGGUUGCACCAAUUUCCCAACUUUCCAGUCGGGCCUAUCAGCCACCCGAGGUGCGUCAAUCCCGGACGCACAGAACGUGCAACAUUUGGUUUUUAUCCCAUAAACACUGUACUUAAUUCUAUGUCUAGAUUACCUUCAUGGCAUUUUUUUCUUUGGUUUUUCUUCAUUCUCAGUAGGUAAUUAGUCACAAAAAAAGUUGUUUAAAGUUUAGGUUUAUCGGCUAAAUCUUGUCCGCCAUUGUUAUGUCACGGACAGCAAUGUAAGCAGUUUUAUUGCGGGUGAGUUUGGUGAAGGGUUGCUUUGAGGUGAGUUUGAAAAAACUCACCUGCUCAGAAACAAUCAGAAAGCCACCUUUAGCAUACCGUAGGUAUGGGAUAACAUCUCAGAUUGCGAAGUAACUAAUUACAAAGAGAGGCAUUAGUGAAAUUUAACAAAUUAUUAUAAUAAUAAAUACUUUAUUUAAACUGUUAAAAAUCCCAUCAGCAAUGCUGCUGGUGUUAACGGGAGAACAGUGAUUGCAAUUAUCAAUGAUUGCAUGUAUACAAUAUAAACAUGCAUCCUAUAUACUAAAAAUAUGAGAAUUGUUGUCAAGUUCUAAAAGAUGCGCGUAAACAGUACGUUUAAAUUUUGAGAGUAAUAUCAUUUCUCUAAUGUUUAAUGGUAAAGAGUUCCAGUCUUUUGUACCAGCAUACUUGAAAGUAGAUUGAACUAGUAUUGCACUGUUCACCUUCUACUCCUUCUGCAGAUCAAGCAGCGUCUUAUCCCUCAGGUCUCUGUUGUGCAUGCAACGUCUGAAUCUCUCAGUUGACUAGGGCAGUCCAAGUUACACACAGUAUCUUGAAAAUACACAUAAAGCGUAAAAAUCGUCUCCUGCUGUGCAAUGUCAGCAGCCUUAGUUCGCUGCUCAUCUCUUGAGAGCAUUUUUGCCUUCCUUUGUGAAGGAUAAUCCUCAAAGCACGAUUCUGAAGUUUCUCGACCCGCCUCGUUUGGAUUAUUCCGCACUCGUGCCAAUUAGUCGAACCAUAGUCCAAGAUGGGUAGACAAGUAUAGUUUGUUACUCUGUAGAUACGGAGUAAAAUUACGGAAGGUAGAAAUGAUGAUAUGCGAUUGAGUAAGCCAAGUUUUGGAUACAAGCGUGUCAAUAUUCUGCUAACAUGCUGUUCCCAUGACAGAAUGUUGCUUAUUCGAACACCGAGAUAGUCAGAUGUAGUGACCACAUCAAGGAUCUCAUUGUCCAGAUAUAGAUUUCAAUAUCAUUUGCCCUUUUCAGUGCAUGCCGUGAUCCAAUUACCAUAGAUUUUGUUUUUUUGACAUUUGGAAUCAUUCUGUUAUCUGCCAACCAUUGGUCCACUCGUUUGAGAUCUUUAUUCAUUUGCGACUGAGCUACAUCAAGAUUAGGAUGUGAACAGUGGGUUUCAUUAUCGUCCACAUAAAGAGAUGGUCUUGAAGAGAGGAAGCUGUGGACUAUUGGAUUGAUCGAAAAGCAAACAAAACAGCGAGGGACCGAGCACAGAGCCUUGUGAGACGCCGUAAUUAGUUGGUAACAGUUGAGAUUGGACACCAUUACACACGACAUAUUGUUGCCUGUCAGUUAGAUAUGAGCAGAUCCAAUUAGCCUCGAUUUCCCCAAACCCAUAUUUCCUUAAUCUAUCCAGAAGAACACGAUGAUCAAUAAUAUCGAACGCCUUCCGCAGAUCGAUAAAGGUAGCCAUUUAGUGACUGAAUAUUGUUUUUGAUCCACAGCGAGUUUCAGGGAAUCUAUGACUUGUAUUAAAGCUGUUACGGUCGAGCUAUGUUUUUUGUACGCGUACUGACUGAGUUCGAAGAAAGUUUGGAAUUCCUGGUCAUAUUCAUGCAUCUGGUUGUUUACACACGAUUCACAUAUCUUGGAUAAAAUUGAUAUUGGUCUGUAAUUAUCUCGAUUUGUAGCUAUAUUUCCCUUGAAAAUAGAUGAAAUUUUGGCAGUUUUCCAUCUAUUUGGAAAAACUCCAGUCUCGAAGGAACUAUUGACUAUACACGACAGACUUUGAGAAAUACAGUUCGAGGAUAUCUUAAGGAUCUUCGCCGGGAUGUUAUCAGUCCCAGUAGCUUUGUUGGGAUUUAAAUUAGCCAACAUAUUGGAGAUUUCAACAUCAGUUGUUGGACGGAAAUGGAAUUUGGUUGGCGAGGAACUUUCCAAUGAUGAGGGGAACUGGGAUGUUGGAACAUGAUGGGAGUCAAGGUUGGAAGUAGAAGAAGUCGUUCUGGAAGAUCUGGCAGAAAGGAGAUUUGUGGCGACCGAUGUAAAAUGUAAGUUCAGAGAAUCGCUAAUAUCUUUAGGGUCCACUAUAUGAACGCCGUCGACAACGAGUUUAUCAAUUUUGGUCGUUCGGUUCUUCGAUGGAAGUACUUUUUUCAUUAGUUUCCAAAAAGCUUUAGGAUCACCGUGGCAGUCGUCUAAUUUGCGUUGGAAAAAGUCAGAUUUGGCUUUACGCAACCUGCUUGUGACACAAUUCCGAAGACGUUUCUAUACGUAGAUGUUAAAGUCUUCGACCGAUUUAGUUUUCAAAGCCUUUUUACGAGUUUGGUCUCUGUUACGCAUCAAAACUAGUACACUACUGUCUAUCCACGGAUACGAGUUCUUCCUAAUUCGCUUACAUCUCACGGGAAAGUAAAUAUCCAUGACUGGCGUAAAAAGUUUCUCCCAAAUUAAUAACUUGUCGUUAGGGUCGUCAAACAUGUUCAUCGUAUCCCAUGAUAUACUGCUAAUAGCGUUUUGGAAGCAUUCGUGAUUUGCAUUUAAGUCAACUUUUCGAGUGGAUAUUACGCGAUGCUUACUAUCUUUCUGACGGACUGAAAUCAAAGAUCCGAAGAUAGGAAAGUGAUCACUAAAUCCAGACUGUAGAACACCAGUUGACCUGAAAAGUUGGGGAGAUGAUGUUAUCAACAGAUCGAUAAGUGAUUCGGAAGAGGCGGUAGAUCUUGUCGGUUCACGUAUGAGUUGUGUUAGUUUGCAGACAUUAAGGAACUCCUUAAGAGCUAUAGUUUGUGCAGCAGAUUCGUCAAGGCAGUCCGGCACAAUUCAAGUCACCGAUUAUAAUUAUCUGUUUAUCUGAUCUUAGAGCUUCGCGCGUAACGUCGUCAAGAUAAUCAAUGAAAGGCUCGACAGGUUGUUUAGGUGCUCGAUAUGCGCAUAUUAGUAGGCAGGGUAGAUUCUUGCUUAUUUUGAAUUCGAUGCAUAGUGUUUCAAAGUGUGGCUCCUCGAGUUCCAGUUUUCGCUCGUAUUUUAACCCGUCUUUUAUAUAUAUAGCUCCGCCACCGCCACGGGAGUUUCUGUCAUGUCGUUCGAUACAAUAUCCGUUAAUAUCCACUUCCGUAUUACUUAUGCCGUUGUUGAGCCAGGUCUCCGUUGUAGCUAUAAAUAAAGGUUUAACCGAUUUCAUAGCAGCUCGGAGUUCGUCCACUUUUGGCAAUAAGCUCCUACAGUUAAAAUGCAUUACCAUAUCUGUAUUACUAUUCAAAACACAGACAUUGGUGUUGGGAAUUAUGGAAGGACCAGGAUUAGUUGCAAUGUCACCGGUCAAUAGAUGUAACUUAUUAUUUUUAAUGCCAAACUGGGGAUGAAAUGGGGAUGAAAUGAAUAAAAAAUAUUUGGUACUAGCUCAAUGGGAACUUUGUAUAUUACAAAUACACCAUACCAAUAUAAUUAUUGCUAGGCAGCACACUAUUCAUGCGUGUAAUUUUACUGAUACUCAGUCUUUUGUGCCCAUGCAUGUCCAGUCUUUUGAUCUGCUAAGUCUAUUAUAGAUGUUUUCUACUAAAUUCAAUUGUUUCUUCAAAGUAGAAAAUUUGAAUUAUACACUGCAUACUACAUUAAAUUUUCCAGUCAGUUUCAUUAGGUUAAUCUGGCUAUCUGAUCUGUCUGGACUAAAUUGUGUCCAAUAGAAAAUAGAAAGUUUUAUCAAGGCCACAUGGCCUAAAUCACUCCAGAGGAAAGCAGUACAUUCUCCUUCAUGAUGUUAUUGGCAUUUUAAACCUUUUCGAAAAUGCAAUUAAUAUUUGGACAACACAAAAUGAGUCCAUUCUAUUCCCAGUAUCUUUUGCCAGGGCCAAAAAUAUGUGGGUUUCCUGAUCUAACCCAGCUUUUGGACGCCGAAAUCCCGACCCUAAACAUUUUUAUUGGAUCAUGCUCAUAGAGAUUAUAAAUAACACUAGAGGGGACAAGAACAUGACUUUAUCCAGCCAUAUAAAUGAGAUGUGUAAGAAAGCCAUUCUAAACAUAAAAUCAAUUGGCCGGAUAAGAAAAUAUCUGUCUAAAGAAGACCUAAAACGACUUGUAAACGCACUGGUAAUUCUCGUCUUGACUAUGCAAACAGUAUAUUGUAUGGACUCCCCAAGUACGAGCUGGACAAAUUGCAACGAGUCCAGAAUGCAGCAGCCCGGUUAAUUACAGGGAAAAAUAAAUCUGAUCAUAUAACACCCGUACUGAAAGAAUUACAUUUAUUUUGUUACCGAUUAAAUAUCGAAUAAAUUUUAAAAUAAUUCUCCUAGUUAACAAGUCACUACAUAAACUAGCUCCAGAUUAUCUUCACAAAAUUAUUGAAGAAAGAUGUCCUACACGUACACUUCGAUCCUCCCGAUGUUCACUGCUAAUUUCCACUCCAAAGAUAUACACCAUGACAUAUGGAAAGCGUGCUUUUUCUCAUGCUGCCCCGGAACUUUGGAACUCUUUACCAGAAUACAUUAAAUCCGCUGAGUCUAUUUUAGAAUUUAAAUCUUCUUUGAAGUUUGAAGUUUAUCUGUAAUAUAAGUUUAAAUUUUAACUAAUAUAUAUAAUCUAAAUAUAAACUAUUUCAGUAAAUUUAAAUAGUUUUAAGCCAUUGUAAGUGCAUUUGAGAUUUUUAAAUACGCAUGAGAACAUCAUUAUUAUUAUUAUUAUUAUCUUAAUUCAGUUAAAGAAAUGCGGCUAUUUUGGGCAAAAAAUUAAAAUGCUAAAAUAAGAGCAAGUUUGAGAUAAAAUCUCUAAAUUCUUGUUUAUGGCGGUUAAGUAUAGUCCCGUUUUGAUAUAUUUGCCAAGCAUUUUUACCUCACUUUUGUCAAAAACAUAUUUCUGAGAGCGCUCCAAAAUAAUGCUGAUGUCAGCAAUUUUGAUCUUUUCAAGAGGAAUUUUUUGGGCAAUGCUUGUAGUAAUGAAUGAUAUGCAAAACAUAUAAAACACCCAGUUUUAUGACUCUUGUUUUAAAUUUUUCUGAUUUCAAGUGUAACCCAAGAAUUGUGUGAUGUUUAUUCGGGAUUUCAAUUUACCCCGAUUACCGCGCUCAUUAAACGUAAAGUUUUUCGGUUUCGGCUGCACCACACGCGAAACUGGACUGUUAAUAAAGUAUUAACAUAUUUUCCUUCAGUUGUCCAAGUUUUUCUUCAGUUGUCCAAGUUUUUCUUCAGUUGUCAAGUUUUCCUUCAGUUGUCCAAGUUUUUCUUCAGUUGUCAGGUUUCCCUUCAGUUGUCAAGUUUCCCUUCAGUUGUCAAGUUUUCCUUGAGUUGUGAAGUUUACCUUCAGUUGUCAAGUUUUCCUUCAGUUGUCAAGUUUUUCUUCAGUUGUCAGGUUUUCCUUCAGUUGUCAAGUUUUCCUUCAGUUGUCAAGUUUUCCUUCAGUUGUCAAGUUUUCCUUCAGUUAUCAAGUUUUCCUUCAGUUAUCAAGUUUUUCUUCAGUUGUCAGGUUUUCCUUCAGUUGUCAAGUUUUCCUUCAGUUGUCAAGUUUUCCUUCAGUUGUCAAGUUUUCCUUCAGUUAUCAAGUUUUCCUUCAGUUAUCAAGUUUUCCUUCAGUUGUCAAGUUUUCCUUCAGUUGUCAAGUUUUUCUUCAGUUGUCAGGUUUUCCUUCAGUUGUCAAGUUUUCCUUCAGUUGUCAAGUUUUCCUUCAGUUGUCAAGUUUUCCUUCAGUUAUCAAGUUUUCCUUCAGUUAUCAAGUUUUCCUUCAGUUGUCAUGUUUUCCUUCAGUUGUCAAGUUUUCCUUCAGUUGUCAAGUUUUUCUUCAGUUGUCAGGUUUUCCUUCAGUUGUCAAGUUUUCCUUCAGUUGUCAAGUUUUUCUUCAGUUGUCAAGUUUUCCUUCAGUUAUCAAGUUUUCCUUCAGUUAUCAAGUUUUCCUUCAGUUGUCAAGUUUUCCUUCAGUUAUCAAGUUUUUCUUCAGUUGUCAUGUUUUCCUUCAGUUGUCAGGUUUUCCUUCAGUUGUCAAGUUUUCCUUCAAUUGUCAAGUUUUCUUUGAGUUGUGAAGUUUACCUUGAGUUGUCAAGUUUUCCUUCAGUUGUGAAGUUUACCUUCAUUUAUCAAGUUUUCCUUCAGUUGUCAAGUUUUCCUUCAGUUAUCAAGUUUUUCUUCAGUUGCCAGGUUUUCCUUCAGUUGUCAAGUUUUCCUUCAGUUGUCAGGUUUUCCUUCAUUUAUCAAGUUUUUCUUCAGCUGUCAAGUUUUCCUUCAGUUGUCAAGUUUUUCUUCAGUUGUCAAGUUUUUCUUCACUUGUCAAGUUUUCCUUCAGUUGUCAAGUUUUUCUUCAGUUGUCAAGUUUUCCUUCAUUUAUCAAGUUUUUCUUCAGCUGUCAGUUUUUCUUCAGUUGUCAGGUUUUCCUUCAGCUGUCAAGUUUUUCUUCAGUUGUCAGGUUUUCCUUCAGUUGUCACGUUUUCCUUCAGUUGUCAGGUUUUCCUUCAUUUAUCAAGUUUUUCUUCAGCUGUCAAGUUUUCCUUCAGUUGUCAAGUUUUUCUUCAGUUGUCAAGUUUUUCUUCAGUUGUCAAGUUUUCCUUCAGUUGUCAAGUUUUCCUUCAGUUGUCAAGUUUUUCUUCAGUUGUCAAGUUUUUCUUCAGUUGUCAAGUUUUCCUUCAUUUAUCAAGUUUUUCUUCAGCUGUCAAGUUUUUCUUCAGUUGUCAAGUUUUUCUUCAAUUGUCAAGUUUUUCUUCAGUUGUCAAGUUUUUCUUCAGUUGUCAUGUUUUCCUUCAGUUGUCAAGUUUUUCUUCAGUUGUCAGGUUUUCCUUCAUUUAUUAAGUUACAGAAUGUUGUUACAUGGAAUGUUGUCUCACGCCAAGGCCGCCGUUUGUUUUCCAAAAACAUAGAAGUAUUUCUUGUACACUUGCUGAAGUUUUCCUUUUGGUCGCACAGAUGAACAAAUUGUCCUUGGCAAAAAUUGACAAUCUUUUGUCGUACCGAAAAGCAAAUAAAAUAAGUUAUCAAACUUGUCAAGGAAAAAUUGCCGGUCUGUACGCGGCUCAAGAGCAUUCCAAAUUGGUGACAUUUUCAUAGAAAAUCCCUCAUAUGCGAUAUAGCGCUAAAAUAUUUCGUAGACUACGAUCUCUUCAUGUUGAAUCGCAUUCUGAUGGCCAUUUUCUGCAAAUUUUGGAAUGCGCGUAGCCAUGCAUAAGUUAGAUAAAUGACCAGCAAAGUAUGUUAACACUUUUUUUAACAGGAACGGUUUCGCUCGUGGUCCGUGAAUACCUGUACCGUUUUUCAGCCAAACCCGCGACAAUCCAAAAAUCUAUUCUCUGCCUACCCGUGCUUGCACAUUCUAAGCCUUUGCUGGCUGUAACGUUGGUAAAGCGAGCUGAAAAUGCCCCACUAGACAUCUAGGGCAGAUAUUCACACCGACUCGUUCGGUUUGCAUUGCCUAAGCGAGCGAAAAGUUUCACAUGCACAUUGUCAUUCUAUUGCUAUAGCAGUAAAUAUCCUACUGUACAUAUACCAUGCACGUUCACUUUUGCAUAAAUAAAUGUAAUAAUUUUGUCUUGUCUUGAUGUGAAUUUUAGAUUUCGUUCAACCCCCAAGAUAACACGCAGCUCUGUGUCGUUGGUCAGGGAAUCUUUAAGCUUUUCCGAUACAGCGAAGGAAAUCUGAAGCAGUUUGCGUUUCAGAAAUUGGAUCCGCAAAACUUUCUAUCCCACGCGUGGCUCUCUGAUGAGAAGAUAGUGGCAGGCACGGAUACUGGACGUUUAUUGCUCUUUGAAUCUGGAGAAUUAAGAAAUGAACUUCAUGUUACUGGAGCCGCAUCUCCUGCAGUAAAGUGAGUUGCAACAUAUGUUCCAGACAAAAAAUUGCUCAUUUAAUUUUGCAGCCAAAUGUAUUUGUAACCAUUUAAAGUUUUACUUGGCAAAUUGGGAAUCAAAUUACUGUUUGUGAACGACGUCGGUGCCGUUGAACUGCUGGCAUUGGUGACAGGGUCCCACUACUAACCCCAACUACAGUACAGUACAUUUUAAAAUAUUGUUCAAUUAUAUAGCGCUUCUCCGUGUUAGGAUAAGUAUCAGUGGCGGGAUUGUGAAGUGACAAUAUUCUUUCAUAUUACGUCACGGGCGUGGCCAUGACUGGGAAAAGUAAUUUGGGGAGAAACUUUUACUUGUCCUCUCUAGGCCUGAACAAAAUAGGGUAAAUAACGUAAGAAGCAUGCAAGCAUGAACCCUAAAUCGCUUUCAUGCGACAGGACGGCACACAACGUCGUUCCCGUGAAGGCCAUUAUACCUGCACAAGAAGGAAGACCCUGGGAAUGAGGUUGAUCAGCACACUGCAAACGACCAUUUCAUUAUUUAUACGAAAUGUAUUUGUUUUAGAACGGGAGGAAUGACAGCGAUACCAGAGGCAGACUCCAGUCAAGAUCUCUUACCGAAAGUGACAAGUAUAGCUGCAUUUUCGAAAGGAUUUGUUUGUUCUGGUGGUGCUGGCUUCGUUCAUUUGUUCGAGAAGACUGAUGAAAAAGAUGGGUUUAAGAAAACCAGAGAGAUUAAAGUUCCAGUUGAUAGUCAGAGUCCUGAUCCACAAGCUUCGAUUGCGAAUCAGAUUAUUUCCACACUGACUGUGAGUCCUUCAGAAGAGACGUUAGUUUGUAGUACCAAGGCAAAUCAAAUGUACUCUAUUACCAUGUCAAGUGCUGAUCUCGGCAAGGUAAAUGCUAUAAUUUAUACUUUUUUGACUUUUUUAUUAUGCUCAGUUGACCUUCUGGGCUUAGAUUCCGACCGUUGGUGGUGCCCUCCUACAUAGUUAACGGAAAAGAGAUGAUUGACCAGUGCAAAAAACAGAGUCACGACUAUAGCUAUAGUAUGACGAGUUUCGCCGUUUAUCGUCUUUAACGCAAAUUCGCAAAAUCCUGCUUGUGUAGGACUGUAGGUGCAUGUAUAAUGGAGCCAUAUCUAUCAUGCUUUGAUUCCUGCAAGUUUAUACAGACUUAGUUCCAGACUCGUUAGUCGAGGAAUUUUGUGCGGUUGCAAAGAAAAGUGAGUACCCAAAUAUUUAGAAGACCUCCUCCAAUUUGAGGGAUAAAGCAAUUUCAUAAUGUUAAUGUUAAGUAGAAAAUCGCUGUUCUGAAAAGUUGUGUAUAUGAUGCAUGUAUUGAGUCGUAUCUCAUUUUUCAAUGCGUUGACAAUAAAGGGCUAUUAAAACGAUGAAUAGAGGUAUAAAAUAAUAUUAAAACAAAUCGAUUGCUUCAUUGUUUGCUUAGGGUGAUCAAGUAACAUUCGAACUUCUGUGUCAAUCAUUCCACAACGGAGUAAUAACAGGACUGGAUGUCUGUAUUCGUAAACCACUUAUCGCCACAUGUAGUUUGGAUCGUUCUGUUCGUAUAUGGAAUUAUGAAACUUG